AUGAUGCGCUGGGUGUUUGUGCCGGUCGCGAAAAUGUGCGGGGUCAGGUCGAGGCGGGCCCUCAUUCGUUUCUCCGAGCAAGGGUGGUCGCUCGCUUAUUACACGUGUUCGUGGACGCUCGGGCUGUACAUCAACCAAACAAGCCCCUAUCGAAGCCUCAAUACGCUGCACUUCUGGAAGGGAUACCCGCACGAUGCGUUGCCGGCGUUGACGAAGUGGUAUUAUCUCGUCCAAACGGCUUUCUACAUCCAGCAAAUGAUCGUCAUCAACCUCGAGGCGCGGCGCAAGGAUUACUACCAGAUGUUCGCGCACCACAUCAUCACCUCGCUCCUCAUGAUGUUCAGCUACGUCCUCAACUGGACUCGGAUCGGCAACACGAUUCUCUGCACGAUGGACCUCGUCGACAUCUUCCUCCCGCUCGCCAAGCUGUUCAAGUACACGGGCAACCACAAAGCCUCGGACGCGACAUUCGCCAUCUUCCUCAUCUCGUGGAUCGUCACGCGGCACAUCAUCUUUGGCCGCAUCAUCUGGAGCGUCGUCGUCGAGGCGCAGACCGUCCUCGAGUACGACUGGCGGUCUGAAGACGGUUACUACUUCAGCCGCAACACGCAGAGGUGCUUCACGGCGCUCUUGCUGGCGUUGCAGCUGCUCAUCUGCCUCUGGCUCGCCAUGAUCCUGCGGGUCCUGUGGAACAUGUUCCUCGGUGCGUCGGCCGAGGACACACGGAGCGACGACGAGGACGAGGACGAGUACUCGAGCAGCAGCGACGGAGGCGACAAGGCAGGGCGGCGAUUGAACGGUGCGCACAGUGCGAAUGGCAAUGGGCUGCACCGAGUAGAGACGCGCAAGGAGCGGUAG
This is a messenger RNA of Rhodotorula toruloides NP11, 858 nucleotides long. Its product is annotated as longevity-assurance protein. Gene Ontology annotation, biological process: ceramide biosynthetic process. Bases 1 to 858 code for a protein of 285 amino acids. The record is from RefSeq and is a predicted model, not a curated record. The transcript is spliced from 7 exons. Gene Ontology annotation, molecular function: sphingosine N-acyltransferase activity. Lineage: Eukaryota; Fungi; Basidiomycota; Microbotryomycetes; Sporidiobolales; Sporidiobolaceae. Gene Ontology annotation, cellular component: membrane.